AGUGGAAAUACUUUGCAAACGACUGUCUGAUUUCAAGAUGCUCCUCACAAAUCUGAAGAAAGAAAACAAAGACCUGCUCCAUAUGGAUCUGACCUCAACAUCCACCUGAUGGAGCAGAUUUGCAUGUGCUAUAUGAAAGUGAGCUAAGCAGCCAGACAGAAGGAUCGCAUCUGAGCUUCAGUUAAACACUGCCAGCUUGAAAGAAGGACAAGAUGAGAGAAGGAAGUCUGGAUCUCUAGUUCUCUAGUGCUGGAGCAGGUUUUAUUUCACCUACACCUUGCAGGACUAAACACAGGAGAGAAGAUGCUGUCUCUCUGUCUUCUGAGUUUGAUUGUGACAGCUCAAGCUGAGCUUUUGCCAGGCUCCUGCAGCUUUCAGGAGAGCGUAUGUGAUUAUAUGUCUGACCCAAGCUUUCUCAGCUGGACCCUCGACCCCUCCGGACAUUUCAUAACAGUCGAAGAGCAGGUCCAGGAGGACCAGAGGAAGGCGGUUCUUCUGGGUCCAGAUGUGGAUCAGCAGGACUGGAGCUGUUUCAGGAUGGUCUAUCAGGUCACAGGCGGCGCCUCCCUGCAGGUGCAGAGACGCACUGAUGGAGAGAGCUUUGAUCAGGUGCUCUGGUCAACCCAAAGCUCAUCUGACAGCUGGAGGAUCGCCAGCAUUGACCUACACAACUCUAAUGAAGCGUUCAAGAUUGUCAUUGAAGGCAAACUGGGAGCAGAAGAAGGAAGCAGCAUGUCCAUCUUUGAGAUUCGGAUCUCUGACAGAUACUGUAUAGAGUGUGACUUUGAAGAAGCUCAUCUGUGUGGCUACGCAAACCAGUGGAACAAAUACAUAAACUGGCGAGUGGGAAAAUCAGAAAAUAAUACACUUAAUGAUAAAGCAGGUCAAUUCAUGUAUGUGGACUCGACAGACUCCAAAGGUUUUCAGGAAGUGGCCAAACUGGUGUCCCCAAUGACCACAGCACCCAUAUCAGGCUGCCUGAGCUUCCAGUACCAGCAGUAUCAGGCCGGAGACCAUCUCUUCUCCCUGUUCAACAGAGAUCAAGCCGGACAGUAUGAGGAGCUGUGGAGAGCAGAUCUAAAGGAGAACAACCACGCCGACUGGAGUCCAGAAGAUAAAGUCUGGAUACCUGUACAAGUGGACCUGAAGGCUCCAUAUCCUGUAGAGUUAGUGUUUGAGGUGGGGUUCAACGGUCCGCAUGGAGGUUUUGUUGUUCUUGAUGAUAUUUCCUUCUCUCCAGAAUUCUGUGAUGCAGGAACAGAGCCAUCGUUUGAUCCGUCUGUUGCCAACUGUGACUUUGAGUCUGGUUUUUGUCAGUAUGUUCAGAGUGAUAGUUCGCUGUGGAGGAAGGUUUCUGUCAGACCCAACAUCUACAUGCCUGGAGACCAUACCACAGGAGCAGGGUCUUUCUUGUUGGCGAACUCUCGCUUGAGUCUGCAGUCUGGAUACGUCAGCCGUUUGUUUGGCCCGUCAAUGCCUGGGAGUCAGAAAUACUGCCUGAAGUUCUUCUACUCUCUGCGAGGUCUCAGUGGAGCUGAUCAGGCUUUGUCAGUGUAUCUUUAUUACAGCGACAGUGCUAAACAUGAACAAAUGUGGACCCAGAAUGAAAAAAUAAGAAACGUUUGGAUUGCAGUUGAACUGACCAUUCAAAGUGAGAAGAAUGCUCAGGUGGUUUUCAUCAGUACUUGCAAAGACAUUUGGAGCUGCAGUUCUGUUGGUCUUGAUGACAUUAAAGUGACUCCUGGUGACUGCUCACUGCAAGCCUCUUCUCUGUCAUUGCCGUCUCAGUGUGACUUUGAAUCUGGACUCUGUGGAUUCUCUCAGGAUAAAGACGGUGACUCAGGUGACUGGUAUCUGGCCAGAGGACCCACACCAACGUCCUACACAGGACCAAGAGGAGACCACACCACUGGACUGGGUCAUUAUUUGCACAUUGAGGCAUCAGUGAUGCUGGCUGGUCAUAAAGUGCGUCUCCUCUCCAGCACUCUGAGGGGCGCUAGAGAAACACAGUGCCUGCAGUUUUAUUACCAUAUGUACGGCUCUGGGAUUGGCCAGCUGAGUGUUUACCUCCAGACCGGACAAGAGAACGAUGACAGACUGUUGUGGACGAGCCAUGGAGAGCAGGGCAUCUCCUGGCUCAAAGCGUCACUAAACUACCACUAUGACCAACAACACCAGAUUGUAUUUGAAGCCACCAGAGGAGCAUCAGUAAGGAGUGACAUUGCAAUCGAUGAUAUUAUUUUUGAAAGGGGACCAUGCAGAGAAUAUUCUGAUCAGCACAUCCCCCAUCUGAGCCUCUCUGGAAAUAAUAAUGACAUUCAGACGAUGCAUUUUAAGUAAAGACAAAGAGACAAGAAUGUUGAAGAGAGCAAAGUGAAAGCAUGUGAAAGUACAGCUGGAGAGCAGCGAUCUCCGAGGAUGAAAGAGGACAUGGAUUGCAUUAUGACCAGAUCUGAUCACCUACAAACCUUCCUUCUGUAUUUGACUAUUGAACAAAAAUAGUUGAACAAAAAGAUCAUUGCCGAUAUGUUGUUUCUCAUGCCUGUUUUAAUAUAUCAGAUUAGAAAGCCUACAAACAGAUGCCACACUUGAUUUAAAGAUUUACUUGAUUUAAUUUGUUCUUCGGGAGCUUUUGUAUGCCAAAUAAAAGUACAAAUGGGAGGGA
Molecule: messenger RNA, 2665 nt
Organism: Danio aesculapii
Lineage: Eukaryota; Metazoa; Chordata; Actinopteri; Cypriniformes; Danionidae
Gene: mamdc2b
Product: MAM domain containing 2b
Exons: 15
Coding region: 304-2340 (678 amino acids)
Cellular component (GO): membrane
Source: RefSeq, a predicted model, not a curated record